UUGAUAGACUUUCUUCUCAGGUUCAGAACCAGCACCUGCCAUCCAAGAGCUGUUGUCAAGGCCCUUCAGCACUGAUCUAUGUGCUGGAGUCCACAUGCCAGAUAGUUGUUUCUAAGAGGAGCAAGCUGCACUACCAUGUUGCUGUUGUCAUCAACUACCUUGGACACUGCAUUUCUCUGGGGGCCUUGUUAGCGGCUUUUGUCCUCUUCAUGCGACUGAGGAGUAUUCGGUGCUUACGAAAUAUCAUCCAUUGGAAUUUGAUCACUGCCUUCAUUCUGCGAAAUGCCACAUGGUUUGUGGUUCAGCUUACCAUGAAUCCAGAAGUACAUGAAAGCAAUGUGGCCUGGUGUCGCCUUGUCACAGCUGCCUACAAUUAUUUCCAUGUCACCAAUUUCUUCUGGAUGUUUGGAGAGGGCUGUUACCUUCAUACUGCAAUCGUCCUUACCUAUUCUACUGACAAGCUGCGGAAGUGGAUGUUCAUCUGCAUUGGCUGGUGCAUUCCUUUCCCCAUCAUCAUUGCUUGGGCCAUUGGCAAACUCUACUAUGACAAUGAGAAGUGCUGGUUUGGAAAGCGUGCAGGAAUUUACACAGACUACAUCUACCAAGGUCCUAUGAUACUGGUACUAUUGAUCAACUUUAUAUUUUUAUUCAAUAUUGUCAGAAUCCUCAUGACAAAGCUUCGGGCCUCCACCACUUCAGAGACCAUUCAAUACAGGAAAGCUGUGAAGGCCACACUUGUGCUCCUGCCUUUACUGGGCAUUACUUACAUGCUUUUCUUCGUCAACCCGGGAGAAGAUGAAAUAUCGCGGAUUGUCUUCAUUUACUUCAAUUCUCUCUUGGAAUCCUUCCAGGGCUUUUUCGUCUCUGUCUUCUACUGCUUCCUGAACAGUGAGGUCCGCUCUGCAGUACGGAAGAGAUGGCACCGAUGGCAGGACAAACACUCCAUCCGUGCCCGAGUGGCAAGGGCCAUGUCCAUCCCUACGUCUCCCACCCGUGUCAGUUUCCAUAGCAUUAAACAGUCCACAGCUCUAUGAGGCUGCUCCAGAUCAUGAAGUGGAAGUUUUGCUACACUCCUGCUGAAGGGGCAUGGCUUGGCAACUUCAAGGGCAAAGCUUUUGUUCCUCUGGAGUUUCAGCUGAGAAAAGGCCUCAUUGCUCCCCAUUUGGCUGGCCUCUUAUGAGACUGUUUGGACCGGAAGGAAAGCUUUCUGUGUGGCCAGGAUUGCAAAUCUUGGCAAGAUCCAGUGGUUUGGAAAUUGAUCUAAGAGCAAUGCCGACAAAAUGUUAGAAAAUGUGACUUCACUUCACUUCCUACCAUGUCAUCUAGAGUUCUUUUUGGUCUAAUUGCUUACAGAUCUCAGAAAGUAUUAUCAAUUCACAAACAUGGCAGGGGAAAAAAAGAGGGAUAGAUGAUUGGCUCUGAAACGUACAAAGCCCUGUCCAUGUCAGGUCUUCAUGGUUCCCUGUCCCACAGACACUGUUAAACAAUAAUCACUGAAUGAAACAAAACCAAAGGAAGUGCUUUUUUUUCUUAUAGCAGCAAGAUUAACCCUGGGAACCUGUUGGUGCAAGAAACUGAGUUGGCCAUUACUUUCAAAAGGAUGUGAUGGAUUUAUGAGGGAUAGGUUUGGCUAAUAUUUGACAAAAGCCAAAAGCACAAACGCUUCCAUAUUCAGGACAAUGACUACCUGAUACUGAGGAUUGAAAAGAUUUGCUGCACAUCAUUAUCAUAUCUGCUGGUGAACUUUCUUAGGACGUCUUUAGCUACUGUGUGAUAAUCAGGAUGCUGAACAGGAGCUGGCAAUACUGUUCCAUGUGUUCUUCCUCGUGCAUUUCAGCAGCAGACGCUGCCAACAUAUGAACUGAAUGAAGACUGAUAGACUCUG
This is a messenger RNA of Sceloporus undulatus (fence lizard), 1885 nucleotides long. It is a transcript of the gene CRHR1, whose product is annotated as corticotropin releasing hormone receptor 1. Gene Ontology annotation, cellular component: neuron projection; plasma membrane. Bases 210 to 1034 code for a protein of 274 amino acids. The record is from RefSeq and is a predicted model, not a curated record. Gene Ontology annotation, biological process: adenylate cyclase-activating G protein-coupled receptor signaling pathway; cell surface receptor signaling pathway. Gene Ontology annotation, molecular function: corticotropin-releasing hormone binding; corticotrophin-releasing factor receptor activity; G protein-coupled peptide receptor activity. NCBI's taxonomy places the organism in Eukaryota, Metazoa, Chordata, Lepidosauria, Squamata, Phrynosomatidae. The transcript is spliced from 10 exons.